AGGCUGGGCAUGAAGUAGCCUCGAAGAGAGGCAGCGAUGAGCGACAUGGUGGAGAGGACGCUGACCGCACUGCCGGGGCUCUUCUUGCAGAACCAGCUGGGAGGGCCUGCGGCCUCCAGAGCACCCUUUUUCUCCAGGCUGGGCGGCCUCAUCCGUGGCGUCACUGCGCUCUCAUCCAAGCACGAAGAAGAGAAAUUAAUCCAACAGGAACUGAGUAGUCUGAAGGCGACUGUUUCUGCUCCUACUACAACGCUGAAAAUGAUGAAGGAAUGUAUGGUGAGACUUAUAUACUGUGAGAUGCUUGGAUACGAUGCUUCUUUUGGUUAUAUACAUGCAAUCAAGUUGGCCCAACAAGGAAACCUCUUAGAAAAAAGAGUGGGUUAUUUGGCUGUUUCUCUAUUUCUACAUGAAAGUCAUGAACUUUUGCUUCUCCUUGUGAAUACAGUGGUAAAGGACCUGCAGAGCACUAAUCUGGUAGAAGUGUGUAUGGCACUCACUGUCGUCAGCCAGAUUUUCCCUCGAGAAAUGAUUCCAGCUGUCCUUCCACUAAUAGAAGAUAAACUCCAACAUUCUAAGGAGAUUAUACGAAGAAAAGCAGUUCUGGCAUUAUACAAAUUUUAUCUCAUUGCCCCUAAUCAAGUACAGCAUAUCCAUACUAAGUUUCGGAAAGCACUCUGUGACAGAGAUGUUGGGGUCAUGGCUGCCUCUUUGCAUAUAUACCUUAGGAUGAUUAAGGAAAAUUCUUCUGGAUAUAAAGACUUGACUGAGAGUUUUGUAACAAUUUUAAAGCAGGUGGUGGGGGGAAAGCUCCCUGUAGAGUUCAGUUACCACAGUGUGCCAGCACCAUGGUUACAGAUUCAGCUCUUGAGAAUACUGGGACUGCUGGGGAAAGAUGAUGAAAGGACAAGUGAACUAAUGUAUGAUGUUCUUGAUGAAUCCUUACGAAGAGCCGAGUUAAAUCACAAUGUCACUUACGCUAUUCUGUUUGAGUGUGUACACACAAUCUAUUCUAUUUAUCCUAAAUCAGAAUUACUUGAGAAGGCUGCCAAGUGCAUUGGAAAAUUUGUUCUGUCACCUAAAAUAAACCUCAAAUAUUUAGGACUGAAGGCUCUUACCUAUGUUAUCCAGCAGGAUCCUUCUCUGGCUCUUCAACACCAGAUAACCAUAAUUGAAUGCCUAGACCACCCUGAUCCCAUUAUUAAAAGAGAGACUCUGGAACUUCUUUACAGAAUUACAAAUGCACAGAAUGUAGUAGUUAUUGUACAGAAAAUGCUUGAAUAUUUACAUCAGAGCAAAGAAGAGUACAUCAUCAUCAACUUAGUCGGCAAAAUAGCUGAAUUGGCUGAGAAAUAUGCUCCUGACAACGUGUGGUUUAUUCAGACGAUGAAUGCUGUGUUUUCAGUGGGAGGAGAUGUAAUGCACCCAGACAUUCUCAGUAACUUUCUGAGACUGCUAGCAGAAGGUUUUGAUGAUGAAACAGAAGAUCAACAGUUAAGACUCUACGCAGUUCAGUCUUACCUUACCUUACUAGACAUGGAAAACACUUUCUAUCCACAGAGGUUUCUUCAAGUUAUGAGUUGGGUAUUAGGAGAGUAUUCCUACCUCUUAGAUAGAGAAAGCCCUGAGGAGGUUAUGACCAGGCUCUACAAGUUACUGAGGAGUGACUCCAUUUCUUCAGAAACGAAAGCGUGGUUGUUUGCUGCAGUAACCAAGUUAACACCUCAAGCUCAUUCUUCUCCCAUAGUUGAGAAAUUAAUCCAAGAAUUCACUGUAUCCUUGAAUACUUGUCUGAGACAACAUGCAUUUGAAUUGAAACAUCUACAUGAAAAUGUAGAGCUUAUGAAGAGCUUGCUUCAGAGUGCUCAGAAUUGUGACGACAUCGUGGCAGAUGCUUCUUUAUCUUUUCUGGAUGGUUUUGUGGCUGAAGGACUCAGUCAGGGAGCAGCACCUUAUAAGCCCCAUCACCAGCGCCAAGAGGAGCAGCUCUCUCAGGAAAAAGUUCUCAACUUCGAACCAUAUGGACUAUCAUUUUCUUCAUCUGGCUUCACUGGACGACAGUCUCCUGCUGGCGUCUCUCUGGGCUCAGAUAUAUCUGGAAACAGUGCUGAAACAGGGCUGAAAGAGGCAGGUAGCCUGAAGAUGGAGGGCAUAAAGAAAUUAUGGGGUAAAGAAGGUUAUCUCCCCAAGAAGGAGAGUGGAGCUGCUGAUAAACCGGAAGCCGCACAUGCUCCUGCAGAGAGUGCAACGAUGGAGAAUGUAGACCAAGCCAUGACCAGGAAGGACCAAACUCAAGGCCACACCCCUUCUACAGAGGAGAAAGAAAAGCAGCUGUUGGCAUCAUCGCUGUUUGUUGGGCUAGGACCAGAAAAUACGAUCAAUUUGUUGGGAAAAGCAGAUGUUGUGUCUUACAAGUUCAGGAGGAAGUCAAAACCCAAGGUAGCCCAAAGUGACAAGACGCCCAGCGCUCAUGCCGCUCCCUCGUCCACCCUUAGCCCUGUGUCAGAUGUGACUGGGGGGGAUGAGGACAGUCUGAGCGCUGCGGAUAGAGGAGACGGGGAGCUCGGUUCAGAGCUGUUGGGUUCUGAGUCUCUCUUGGAGCUGCCCUCAGUUGAAAACCUCUCAAGCGUCAGCUUGCCUGCGUCUUCUUUGUUUGCGGAUAACAACAUGGAAGUCUUUCAUCCCCCUUCGUCCUCUGCAACUUCAGCUGUCAAGAAAAUCAGUUUGGCUUCUUUGUUGGAAGAAACUCCUGAAUGCAGGCGUUCAGGUCUCAUGGAAAUCUGUAGUAAUGAAACUGUGUCUGUGUCUUCUUACAAAGUCUGGAAGGAUGAGUGUUUAUUGGUGGUGUGGUCAGUCACUAGUAAGACUGAUUCAGAGUUCACAGAUGCUCAAUUAGAAAUUUUUCCUUUGGAAAAUUUCAAGAUCAUUGAGCAGCCUGGAUGUUCUUCACCUGUGAUGGAAACAGAAAGCACCAAAUCCUUCCAAUAUGGUGUGCAGAUGGAAAGCCCUUGUGUAGAGGGGACUCUCUCUGGUUUUAUAAAGUAUCAAAUGAUGGAUACACAUCCUGUUCAACUGGAAUUUUCCAUGAACUUAUCACUACUAGAUUUUAUUAGGCCAUUAAAGAUCUCAACUGAAGACUUUGGCAAACUCUGGUUGUCUUUUGCAAAUGAUGUGAAGCAAAAUAUAAAAAUAUCAGAGCCUCGAGUUGCACUGGCUUCUGUCCUGACAGAGCUGCAGCAGAAACUCAGACUUUGCGUGGUUGACGUCAUAGGCAAUGAAGGUCUGCUGGCCUGUAAGCUGCUUCCGUCCACCCCCUGUGUCCUGCACUGCCGAGUACACGCUGACGUGGUAGCCCUGUGGUUCCGAUCCUCUAGCUCUGUUCUUUCAGACUAUUUAUCUAGUCACUGUCAGAAAGUGAUGCAGACAUCCUAGCAAAGUUCUGUUAAGUUUUACUUUUUUCACAUAAAUUGUUUACAUUUACAACCUUACCAAAGUAAAAAGCACUCGUGGUACUUCUGAUGGGAAUGGGGAUUUGUCAGGUUUGGGUUAUGUGUUUUCUUCUUGAUUCCUGCUAAGAAUGAUCCCCAAGAAACUAUGUCAUUAAUUUUUUUACUCAGGAUUGUACAGUGUGUUUGGGUCCCCCUCCCCCAAAAUGACCUAAACUAAUGUUAUAAAAUGCUAAUUAUUUUAUGUCACUUAAUGUGGAGGAACUGAAAAUAUUUAUUUUGUUAUAAGUGUUUUAUAGCAGGUUUAUUCUAGCAUUCACUGAUUUCUAAUAAGGCUGAAUCUUGGUUCUCUGCUUUGAUGCAGAGGACACAGAGACUGAUCAUCACCUGAAUCACACUUGGCUUUGGAGUACAGAACUUGCUGUAAGGAUAGUCUGUGCUCCCAGUUCUGUUUUCCUCAGGUCAGGGUUAAACUGAGGUCGCCUAACAUGUACUAACCAUUGUACAAGACCAUGAGCAUGCUGGGUAUGGGGCAAACACAAUCUGUGUUUUUUUUACUUUUUAACUUGUUAUACUUAAUUUUAAGUAAUUUGAUCAUAAAGUAUAUCUGUUUCCUAUUAGAUCCUUUUUGUAGUUAAAAUUUUUGACCAUAGAAUAAAUGGCCAAUUGAU
This is a messenger RNA of Rattus rattus (black rat), 4114 nucleotides long. RefSeq names its product adaptor related protein complex 4 subunit epsilon 1 (gene Ap4e1). Gene Ontology annotation, molecular function: cargo adaptor activity. Gene Ontology annotation, cellular component: membrane coat; AP-4 adaptor complex. The record is from RefSeq and is a predicted model, not a curated record. NCBI's taxonomy places the organism in Eukaryota, Metazoa, Chordata, Mammalia, Rodentia, Muridae. The transcript has 21 exons. The coding region runs from base 37 to 3429 and encodes 1130 amino acids. Gene Ontology annotation, biological process: receptor-mediated endocytosis; intracellular protein transport.